Columba livia (rock pigeon) is the source of this 3297-nucleotide messenger RNA. It is a transcript of the gene APBA2, whose product is annotated as amyloid beta precursor protein binding family A member 2. Gene Ontology annotation, molecular function: amyloid-beta binding; protein binding. Gene Ontology annotation, cellular component: cytoplasm; dendritic spine; plasma membrane. The transcript is spliced from 14 exons. The coding region runs from base 350 to 2617 and encodes 755 amino acids. The record is from RefSeq and is a predicted model, not a curated record. Gene Ontology annotation, biological process: chemical synaptic transmission. Lineage: Eukaryota; Metazoa; Chordata; Aves; Columbiformes; Columbidae.
UCCGGGGCGGCCGGCGGUAUUCUGGCACGCAGGUUCCCGGGCGCAGCAGCCGUCUCGCUGUGUGGCGCUGAGGCAGGCACACAAAAGAGCGGCUGCAGCUGCCCCCGUGUCCCCGCUGCGGCGCGGGGUGGGGACCGGCCCCGCCGCUGCCAGCAGGGUACUUACUGUCUUCAUUCACCCGCUGCAGCAGAGGAAGGUGACGUGCACUUCAAGAGGAGUAAGUUAGAGCUAAGCAGAAACUGGUACGGAAAACUUUGGGAUUAAUAGGUACUUCCACCAAAGCAACAGAGGGAUGACUAGAAGCCCUGUAGUAAUUGCUUAGAAAUGAUUUUCAUAUAAGGAGUUGGCUAUGGCAAACAGGAAAUGUCAAAGCACCACAGCCAGCAUGCUGGAUCACAGGGUGAGAGCUUGCCCUACUUCAUCUCACAACAGGGAGCCUGAAAAUGAAGAAGUUGAUGUUCCUAUUGAAGAUUAUGCAGCAAAGGAGGCAGAACUAGCAACUGUCAGACAAGGUAGUCCUACAUCUGUGGAACAUGAGUGCAAUGAUCAUAGCGGAGAUGGUGACUCCAGCUCUGACUAUGUGAAUAACACCUCUGAGGAGGAGGACUAUGAUGAAGGCUUGCCAGAAGAAGAGGAAGGGAUCACAUACUACAUUAGAUACUGUCCAGAGGAUGACAGUUACCUGGAAGGAAUGGACUGCAAUGGGGAGGAGUAUGCUGCCCAUGAGGAACACCAUGUUGAAACAGAUGAAUGUCAGGAAGCUGUAGAAGAAUGGGCUGAAGGUAAAAUUCAGCACCAAGAUGAAAACGAGGUGAUGGACAGGCAAGAGUGGCAGGAAGGUCAAGAUAAUGGCAUUCAGAUUUUGGAGGAUGAAGUCUCGUCUUUGGAGAUUCAAGACCAAGAAGAAAACAUACAGUAUUGCCAAAGCGAAGGUGGCUAUCCGGACUAUUACCCAGCAGAGGCCAAUGGAAACUCACAGGGAAUAUCACCGUACCAUUCUAGAAAAGAGGAUGCAGAGCCAGAAGAGCAGGAAGAGGACAUUGACCAGAUUGUAGCAGAAAUCAAAAUGAGUAUGAGCAUGAGCAGUAUUAAUAGUACAACAGAAAUGAGUCCAGAGCACACUGGGACUGAAAACGUGGCGCAUGACUACAAAGAGGCUUGUUCAACGGGAGAAGCUGUUCACAGUGCUAACAGGCAUGAGGGGAGGCCAAAAUCACUGAAUAUCCCAUCUGCCUCGAAGCACAGUGGAGAUGUGCCUAGAGGUUUUAAAGCAAAGUCAAGAACCCCAGAGGACAGACAGAAGUGGCCACAAGAGCAGAUGUGCAAUGGUUUAGAGCAGCCAAGGAAGCAACAGCGUUCAGACCUCAAUGGACCAGUUGACAAUAAUAACACACCCGAGACAAAGAAAGUGUCUUCAUUUCCAAGUUUUGUUGAUGUUCCAGGACCCUGUGAACCUGAAGACCUCAUUGAUGGAAUCAUCUUUGCAGCCAAUUACCUGGGCUCUACGCAGCUGCUCUCUGAGCGCAACCCUUCCAAAAACAUAAGAAUGAUGCAGGCCCAAGAGGCAGUGAGCCGUGUUAAGAGGAUGCAAAAGGCGGCUAAAAUCAAGAAAAAAGCGACUUCGGAGGGAGAUUCCCAGGCCUUGACUGAAGUGGAUCUGUUCAUCUCCACACAGAGAAUCAAAGUCUUAAAUGCAGACACACAGGAAACCAUGAUGGAUCACGCGCUGCGCACAAUCUCAUAUAUUGCCGAUAUUGGUAACAUUGUGGUUUUAAUGGCGCGACGCCGCAUGCCAAGAUCAGCGUCUCAAGACUGUAUUGAAACAACACCUGGUGCCCAGGAAGGAAAGAAGCAAUACAAAAUGAUAUGCCAUGUCUUUGAAUCAGAGGAUGCACAGUUGAUAGCUCAAUCAAUUGGUCAAGCUUUCAGUGUGGCUUACCAAGAGUUUUUAAGAGCUAAUGGCAUUAACCCAGAGGAUCUCAGUCAAAAAGAAUACAGUGACAUCAUCAAUACCCAAGAGAUGUACAAUGAUGAUCUCAUACACUUUUCCAAUUCAGAAAACUGCAAAGAGCUCCAGCUAGAGAAACAGAAGGGAGAAAUUCUUGGGGUAGUGAUUGUGGAAUCUGGAUGGGGAUCCAUUCUACCCACCGUUAUCCUGGCUAACAUGAUGAAUGGAGGCCCUGCAGCCCGUUCAGGAAAACUAAGCAUUGGUGACCAAAUUAUGUCCAUUAAUGGGACCAGUUUAGUUGGUCUUCCUCUUGCAACAUGCCAAGGGAUCAUAAAGGGUCUCAAGAAUCAGACACAAGUGAAACUGAACAUUGUCAGCUGUCCUCCUGUUACUACUGUCCUCAUAAAACGGCCAGACUUAAAAUACCAGCUGGGCUUCAGUGUGCAGAAUGGAAUUAUUUGCAGCUUGAUGCGAGGUGGAAUAGCUGAGAGGGGAGGGGUAAGAGUAGGACAUCGGAUUAUUGAGAUCAAUGGACAAAGUGUUGUUGCUACUGCUCAUGAGAAGAUAGUGCAAGCAUUGUCUAAUUCAGUGGGAGAGAUUCACAUGAAGACUAUGCCAGCGGCCAUGUUCAGGCUUCUAACUGGGCAAGAGACACCCCUAUACAUCUAGCACACGACUCUCUUGCAGCAAAAUAACUACAUGAUUCCAUCAUGGACGAAACCCUCAGAGCUGAAGAUGAGCAUUUGUAUUUUGUAUGAAUUAAAGGCUUUGAAGCUGACCUGAGGACUCUGAAACAAGGAACAGACAGGUGUAUCUGCCUUUUCUCUUCUUCCUUUUUAUUUCUUGCCAAAAAGUGAUGAGAAGGAUGGUCAAGGACAAUAAUCAUUAACAAAAAUAUUUGUAAAACAUUUAAGUAUUUUGCAGCAUCUUCUAAACUCUUUUCUCAUAAAACUUAAAGCAUAUUUAUUUGUAACCCUUAUGUGGAGUGAUGUAUGUAUGUCUGUUUUGUUUGAUAACACGGUGAAUGUGAAUAUUUGGUGAAUGAGACUGCAGGAAAUGGCAAAGAGAAGCAAUUAGAGAAAGUUAUGACUGCCUCAAGUUUUAAAAAAGAAAUCCCAGUCCCAUACAAUGGUUUAAUACUGAUGGCUUUGCGUAAUUUUAAAACUGAUGCCGAACAGAUGGUAUUUCAGUGGAAAGGAACAUGUGCAGUUAAAAACUUUUAGAUUCUAAUGUAAAGAAAACCACUGUAGUACUUGGUAUUGUUAUGACAAGUGUAACCUCUCUGGCAAGGUGUGAACAUAAACAUGUAACAAGUGUUUCAUAUGCUAAAUAAAGAAUAAUUGCCACAA